AUGCUCUCUAGAAAUAAUUUUUUAUUUAUAAUUAUAGAAUUUCUUCAUAUAUUAAAUUAUUUAAAAAUUUUAUAUAUUAACUUGCUAUUACUGGAGAGAUAAGGUCAAGUCUCAACAUAGUAAGAUAGUGCUCAAAGAGUGGUUGUUAUUGACUUUGUUGGAGUAAGCAUAAUUAAAUGUAAUAUUGUUAUUAGUAAUUAUAUGACGAGAAAGUUAUAGUUCUUUUGGUAGUGGAAAGAAAAAGUUUAGAGUAUAUGAAUUUAAUAGAAAGGUGAUAAGGAAGAAGAUUAAGGCGACAUAGAUCUAAACUUAUA
Paramecium sonneborni is the source of this 314-nucleotide messenger RNA. Lineage: Eukaryota; Ciliophora; Oligohymenophorea; Peniculida; Parameciidae. The record is from the annotation of a GenBank genome assembly.